Messenger RNA from Rhodamnia argentea, 1156 nucleotides. Its product is annotated as proteasome subunit alpha type-7. Gene Ontology annotation, cellular component: nucleus; proteasome core complex, alpha-subunit complex; proteasome core complex. Lineage: Eukaryota; Viridiplantae; Streptophyta; Magnoliopsida; Myrtales; Myrtaceae. The record is from RefSeq and is a predicted model, not a curated record. The transcript is spliced from 3 exons. Gene Ontology annotation, biological process: ubiquitin-dependent protein catabolic process. Bases 155 to 904 code for a protein of 249 amino acids.
CCUAGUCACUCUGUACAAGAGAGAGUCGACGCAGAAGCAAUUCGCUGACAACGAGCACUCAAAGAGAGAGAGAGAGAGAGAGAGAGAUCAGAGAUCGAACCUAGCAACACUCCGAAGCUAGAAAGCUCGAAGCUCGAAGCUCGAAGCGAAAGCAAUGGCGAGAUACGAUAGAGCCAUCACCGUGUUCUCACCCGAUGGCCACCUAUUCCAGGUGGAGUACGCGCUCGAGGCCGUACGCAAGGGCAACGCCGCCGUCGGAGUCCGCGGCACCGACACCAUCGUCCUGGGUGUCGAGAAGAAAUCCACCGCCAAGCUCCAGGAUUCCAGAUCGGUGAGGAAAAUUGUUAACUUGGAUCAGCACAUCGCAUUGGCCUGUGCUGGCCUUAAAGCAGAUGCUCGUGUAUUAAUAAAUAGGGCGCGAAUUGAAUGCCAGAGUCAUAGGCUUACAGUUGAAGAUCCAGUGACCGUCGAAUAUAUCACGCGUUACAUUGCUGGUCUUCAGCAAAAGUAUACACAAAGCGGGGGUGUGAGACCAUUUGGUCUUUCAACUUUGAUUAUUGGUUUUGAUCCCUACACUGGUGCACCAUCACUGUAUCAGACAGAUCCUUCGGGGACAUUUUCAGCCUGGAAAGCUAAUGCCACUGGCAGAAAUUCCAAUUCCAUACGGGAAUUCCUGGAGAAAAACUACAAAGAAACUUCAGGGCAGGAAACUGUGAAACUUGCUAUUCGUGCAUUACUUGAGGUUGUCGAGAGUGGGGGAAAGAACAUAGAGAUUGCUGUGAUGACAAGAGAGCAUGGCCUGCGACAGCUCGAAGAAGCUGAAAUCGAUGCCAUUGUUGCUGAAAUCGAGGCUGAGAAAGCUGCUGCAGAGGCUGCAAAGAAGGCCCCUCCUAAGGAAACUUGAUUGUAUGCCAUUUGUUCGUGGCCCGUGACUUUCCAAUAGUUUUUCCCUCUCCUACUCAUCUACUGCCCCUAGAUGCAAACUGAGGAUGCUUUCCUAGCUUUUAAUGUCCCAAACAUGUCUGCUUCUGAUUUAUAGUUGUGUUAAGGACUUGUGAUCGUGUGUGGGGAAGCCGGUUUUCACUGGUCCCUGAAAUGUAGUCUGUUAUCUGCAUGCCAUGAAGUUCUAUUGGAGAACAGCAUUACGUGCCAGUGA